Molecule: messenger RNA, 759 nt
Organism: Pseudocercospora fijiensis CIRAD86
Lineage: Eukaryota; Fungi; Ascomycota; Dothideomycetes; Mycosphaerellales; Mycosphaerellaceae
Exons: 2
Coding region: 1-759 (252 amino acids)
Cellular component (GO): membrane
Molecular function (GO): oxidoreductase activity
Source: RefSeq, a predicted model, not a curated record
AUGAUACUCCCUCCAUCUAAUAUGGCCAACAAGAUAAUCCCAGUUACGGGUGCCAAUCGAGGCAUCGGUUUCAGCAUCGUUCAAGCUCUAAGCCAACGCGCCUCAAACGUUACCUUGAUUGUUGCCGCACGAGCCUACGCCAAAGCACAGGAUGCUGUUGAUCAGCUUCGAAGCCAGGGAGUUCCGAUCCCAUUGCAACCGCUCGAGCUUGACGUGAGUCAAGAUGACAGCGUACUCAGAGCAGUGAACUUGGUAGAAGAGAAGUAUGGUCGUCUUGAUGUCCUGAUCAACAAUGCCGGCGUCGCACCUACAUCACCGUCAACGGACAUCGCAAACUUUCGGGCCUCGUGGGCUACUGUUCUGGACACAAACGUCACUUCUAUUGCUUUAGUUGCGACCCUUUUCCUUCCACUUCUGAGAGCAUCUGACGAUCCCAAGGUCCUCAACGUCUCUUCGGCCCGUGGAUCCCUAGCGCUUGUAACGAGCGGCGCAAAUCCGCCAACAGACAAGAUUGCGUACAGCGUUUCCAAGGCGGCGCUCAAUCUCUUGACGAUCGAGAUGAGUCACUCGCUUCCAGAGCUAGAAUGGCAAGUGGUGAGUCCAGGAUGGUGUAAGACAGCGUUCAACGGGUUUCGAGGCCCAAAGGAUCCUCUCCAAGGUGCUCAGGUGCUCGUCGAACUGGCAUUGGCAGCUAAAGGGCAGUACGAGAAUGGAUUUUGGCAGUUCGAGGAUGGAACGAUGGAGAAAGUGCCAUGGUGA